AGGAGGCGGUGCGCGGUGGGAGGGGCGGACGGCGCCCGGCUGGCACCGCUCAGAUCUGCUUCUCCCCGGCUCGGGGCGCCGAGGCGGCGUCCAGGAGGCGUCUUCUGCAAAGGUUGCCUGGCGCUGUCCAACAUGGAGGAGGCACCGGCAGCGGGCGUUACCUGCGAGCAGGACUAACUCCCUCCUGGCAUUCCGGGAGGCAGUGCCUAGUCCGGAGUCCGGGGACUCGACUGCCUGCACGCCCCGAGGCGGACCCCGGCUCUGACUGCUCCCCUGGCCGCGGGCUUCUCGACUGGGACGCGGCGCGAGGAGGGAGCGCGGCGGCCCCGAGUCUCCUGAGCCAUGGGCAACGAGGCGAGCUUGGAAGGGGAAGGGCUCCCGGAAGGGCUGGCGGCGGCCGCAGCGGCCGGAGGAGGGGCUAGCGGGGCGGGGAGCCCCUCGCACACCGCGGUCCCGGCCGGCAUGGAAGCGGAUUUGAGCCAGCUGAGCGAAGAGGAGAGGAGACAGAUCGCCGCUGUCAUGUCAAGGGCGCAGGGGCUGCCCAAGGGAAGCGUCCCCCCGGCCGCUGCGGAGUCGCCUUCCAUGCACAGGAAACAAGAGUUGGAUAGUAGUCAUUCUCCAAAGCAAUCAGGAAGACCUCCGGACCCUGGGCGUCCAGCUCAACCUGGUCUCAGUAAAAGUAGAACUACAGACACUUUCAGGUCAGAGCAGAAAUUGCCUGGGAGGAGUCCUUCCACUAUUAGCUUGAAAGAAUCAAAGUCCAGAACUGAUUUUAAGGAAGAACACAAGUCUAGUAUGAUGCCUGGCUUCCUCUCAGAGGUUAACCCUUUAAGUGCUGUCUCCUCUGUUGUAAAUAAAUUCAACCCUUUUGAUUUGAUAUCGGACUCUGAGGCAUCCCAGGAAGAAGCCACCAAGAAACAAAAAGUGGUUCCGAAGGAGCAAGGAAAACCUGAGGGAAUCACAAAACCUCCUUCACAGCAACAGCCACCCAAGCCGGUUCCUAAGCAGCAAGGACCUGGUAGGGAUUCACUUCAGCAGGAUGGCCCUCCCAAAUCAAUAUCUUCUCAGCAACCAGAAAAAAUCAAAUCACAACCUCCAGGUACAGGAAAGCCAAUUCAGGGUCCUGCCCAGACUCCUCAGACAGACCAUGCGAAAUUGCCACUUCAACGAGAUGCAUCCAGGCCUCAGACUAAACAGGCAGACAUAGUAAAGGGAGAAUCAGUUAAACCCUCUCUGCAAAGCCCAUCCAAACCACCUAUUCAGCAACCAACUCCUGGAAAACCUCCAGCACAGCAGCCUGGACCUGAAAAAUCACAGCCUGGGCCUGCAAAGCCCGCAGCUCAGCCCCCAGGGCUAACAAAGCCACUGGCUCAACAACCAGGGACAGUGAAACCCCCAGUCCAGCCACCAGGGACAACAAAGCCUCCAGCUCAGCCUCUUGGUCCUGCUAAGUCUCCAGCUCAGCAGACUGGGUCAGAGAAGCCUUCAUUGGAGCAGCCUGGGCCAAAAACUCUAGCUCAGCCUCCUGGAGCUGGGAAGACUCCAGCUCAACAGCCAGGGCCAGCAAAGCCUCCAACCCAGCAGGUGGGGACACCAAAACCCCUAGCUCAACAAUCUGGGCUGCAGUCUCCAGCUAAGGCACCUGGGCCUACGAAGACUCCAGCUCAGCAGGCUGGGCCAGGAAAGAUUCCAGCUCAACAGGCAGGACCCGCAAAGCCUUCUGCCCAGCAGACUGGCCCAACAAAGCUUCCUUCACAACUGCCUGGUCCAGCAAAGCCCCCACCUCAACAGCCUGGCUCAGCAAAGCCCCCACCCCAACAGCCUGGCUCAGCAAAGCCCCCACCCCAGCAGCUGCUCAAUAAGCCCCCACCCCAACAGCCUGGCUCAGCAAAGCCCCCAUCACAACAGCCUGGCUCAGCAAAGCCCCCACCCCAACAGCCUGGCUCAGCAAAGCCCCCAUCACAACAGCCUGGCUCAGCAAAACCCUCAGCUCAACAGCCUAGCCCAGCAAAGCCCUUGGCUCAGCAAUCUACAAAACCAGUAAGCCAAACAGGAUCAGGAAAACCUCUGCAGCCACCAACAAUGUCUCCAUCUGCAAAACAGCCUCUUUCACAAGGCCUCCCUAAAACCAUCUGUCCUCUUUGCAAUACCACUGAACUUCUGUUGCAUGUUCCAGAAAAGGCCAAUUUUAACACAUGCACUGAGUGUCAAACCACUGUCUGUAGCCUCUGUGGUUUUAAUCCCAAUCCUCAUUUAGUGGAGGUAAAAGAGUGGCUCUGUUUGAACUGUCAAAUGAAAAGAGCUCUAGGUGGGGAUCUGGCUCCAGUUCCAUCAUCACCCCAGCCCAAACCGAAGGCUGCACCUGUUACUGCUACAUCAGCAGUGAGCAAAUCAUCCCCACAGCCACAGCAGACUUCCCCAAAGAAGGAUGCUGCACCAAAACAGGAUCUCUCCAAGGUACCUGAGCCUAAAAAGCCACCACUAGUGAAACAACCAACCCUCCACGGCUCUCCUUCAGCCAAGGCCAAGCAGCCUCCUGAGGCAGAUUCUUCAUCCAAGCCAGCCCCUCCCAAAGAACCUUCUGUCCCAUCUGAGCAGGACAAGGCCCCUGUUGCUGACGAUAAACCAAAGCAGCCCAAGAUGGUAAAGCCAACCACAGACUUUGUAUCUUCAUCAUCAGCAACAACACCUGAUAUUCCAAGCUCCAAAGUACAGUCACAAGCUGAAGAGAAAACAACCCCUCCUCUAAAAACAGAUUCUGCCAAACCCUCACAGAGUUUUCCACCAACAGGGGAAAAAGUCACCCCAUUUGAUUCUAAAGCCAUACCUCGCCCUGCAUCCGAUUCAAAAAUUAUUUCACAUCCUGGUCCUAGUUCAGAGAGCAAAGGACAAAAACAAGUUGACCCCGUACAAAAGAAGGAGGAGCCCAAGAAAGCACAAACCAAAAUGAGUCCUAAACCAGAUGCCAAGCCAGUGCCAAAAGGGUCACCAACACCCCCUGGCCCACGACCUACUGCUGGCCAAACUGUCCCCACACCUCAACAGCCCCCAAAGCCUCAGGAGCAGUCAAGACGUUUCAGUCUGAAUCUGGGAAGUAUUACUGAUGCCCCCAAAUCACAGCCUACAACUCCUCAAGAGACCGUGACUGGGAAACUCUUUGGGUUUGGAGCAUCAAUCUUCAGCCAGGCAUCAAAUUUAAUUUCCACUGCAGGCCAACCUGGACCUCAUUCACAAAGUGGACCAGGGGCCCCAACGAAACAAGCCCCUGCCCCUUCACAGCCACCUGCUUCACAAGGGCCACCCAAAUCCACAGGUCAAGCACCACCAGCACCUGCAAAAAUUAUACCUGUGAAAAAGGAAACAAAAGCCCCAGCAGCUGAAAAAUUAGAGCCCAAAGCUGAACAAGCUCCAUCAGUAAAAAGAACAGAAACAGAAAAAAAGCCACCACUUAUGAAGGAUAGCAAAUCUUUAACAGCUGAGCCUCAAAAGGCUGUCCUUCCCACAAAACUGGAGAGAUCUCCCAAACCACAAUCAACCUGUUCUGUCUGCAAAACUGAACUCAACAUAGGUUCUAAGGAUGCUCCUAACUUCAGUACUUGCACUGAAUGCAAGAAUCAAGUGUGUAAUCUCUGUGGAUUUAACCCUACACCACAUUUGACUGAGAUUCAAGAAUGGCUCUGUUUAAAUUGCCAAACCCAGAGAGCAAUAUCAGGACAGCUUGGAGACAUAGGCAAAAUGCCACCUGUGCCAUCAGGACCCAAAGCAUCUCCCAUGCCUGUUCCUACAGAAUCACCAUCUCAGAAAACAGCAGUGCCUCCCCAAGUAAAAUUAGUGAAAAAGCCAGAACAAGAAGUAAAAACAGAAGCUGAAAAAGUCAUUCUGGAAGAAGUAAAGGAAACCCUAUCAAUGGAAAAAAUUCCUCCUAUGGUAGCCACAGAUCAAAAACAAGAAGAGAGUAAACUAGAGAAAGACAAAGCUUCAGCUCUUGAAGAAAAAAAGCCACUCCAUGAAGAAAAAAAACUAAUCUCUGAAGAAGAAAAGAUAUGUUCUGAAGAAAAAAAGCAACUCCUAGAAGAAAAAAAGCCAAUCCCUGAAGACAAAAAGCUACUCCCAGAGGCAAAAGCAUCAGCCCCAGAAGAACAAAAACAUGACUUACUUAAAUCUCAAGUACAAAUUGCUGAAGAAAAGCUUGAAGGCAGAGUGGCUCCAAAGACAGUGCAAGAAGAGAAACAACCACAGACAAAGAUGGAAGAUUUACCAUCUGGCACACCUCAGAGUUUACCUAAAGAAGAUGAUAAGACAACCAAAACAAUAAAAGAACAGCCACAGCCAUUGUGCACAGCAAAACCUGAUCAGGUGGAACCUGGGAAAGAAAAAACAGAAAAGGAAGAUGACAAAUCAGACACCUCAAGUUCUCAGCAGCCUAAAAGCCCCCAAGGUCUGAGCGACACGGGAUAUUCUUCUGAUGGAAUAUCAAGCUCACUUGGUGAAAUUCCAAGUCUUAUUCCAACUGAUGAAAAGGAUAUUCUCAAGGGACUCAAAAAGGACUCUUUUUCACAAGAAAGCAGCCCUUCCAGCCCCUCAGAUUUGGCUAAAUUAGAAAGUACAGUCCUAUCUAUUUUGGAAGCUCAAGCAAGUACACUUGUUGAUGAAAAGUCAGAAAAGAAAACACAACCCCAUGAAGUUUCUCCUGAGCAACCUAAGGACCAACAGAAAACUCAGAGUGUGUCUGAAACCUUGGAAAUUACUAUUUCAGAAGAGGGGAUCAAAGAAAGUCAAGAAGAAAGGAAAGACACUUUAAAAAAAGAUACCCAACAAGAUAUUCCUUCCAGCAAGGACUACAAAGAAAAGUCUGAGUUUGUUGAUGACAUAACUACUAGAAGAGAGCAUUAUGAUUCAGUUGAAGAGAGUAGUGAAAGUGAAAACUCACCUGUUCCACAAAGAAAACGAAGAACUAGUGUUGGCUCAUCAAGCAGUGAUGAGUAUAAACAGGAAGACAGCCAAGGAUCAGGGGAAGAGGAGGACUUCAUUCGAAAACAAAUCAUAGAAAUGAGUGCUGAUGAAGAUGCUUCAGGUUCUGAAGAUGAUGAGUUCAUCAGGAACCAGCUCAAAGAGAUUAGUAGUAGUACUGAGAGCCAGAAGAAGGAAGAAACCAAGGGAAAAGGCAAAAUAACAGCAGGGAAACACAGACGACUGACUCGAAAAAGUAGCACAAGCAUUGAUGAUGAUGUAGGAAGACGUCACUCAUGGCAUGAUGAAGACGAUGAAGCAUUUGAUGAAAGUCCUGAACUUAAAUACAGAGAAACUAAAAGUCAGGAAAGUGAAGAACUUGUAGUUGCUGGAGGAGGAGGGCUACGCCGAUUUAAAACAAUUGAACUCAACAGUACAAUAACAGAUAAAUAUUCUGCAGAGUCAUCACAGAAAAAAACAAGUUUGUAUUUUGAGGAAGAGCCAGAAUUAGAAAUGGAAAGCCUGACAGACUCACCUGAAGAUAGGUCAAGGGGAGAGGGGUCUUCGAGUCUGCAUGCUUCCAGCUUCACUCCUGGUACAUCCCCUACAUCAGUAUCAUCACUUGAUGAGGACAGUGACAGUAGCCCAAGUCACAAAAAAGGAGAGAGCAAACAGCAACGCAAAGCUCGGCACAGAUCACAUGGCCCUCUUUUGCCUACUAUUGAAGAUUCUUCAGAGGAAGAAGAAUUGAGAGAGGAAGAAGAAUUAUUAAAGGAGCAAGAAAAGCAGAGGGAAAUAGAACAGCAACAAAGAAAGACUUCUAGUAAAAAAUCAAAGAAAGACAAAGACGAACUUCGAGCUCAGAGAAGAAGGGAAAGGCCAAAGACACCACCUAGUAAUCUCUCUCCCAUUGAAGAUGCAUCUCCAACAGAAGAGUUACGUCAGGCUGCAGAAAUGGAGGAGCUCCAUAGAUCUUCUUGUUCUGAAUAUUCACCUAGCAUAGAAUCAGACCCAGAAGGUUUUGAAAUAAGCCCGGAAAAAAUAAUAGAAGUACAAAAAGUUUAUAAAUUGCCCACAGCUGUGUCAUUAUACUCACCAACAGAUGAGCAAUCUAUUAUGCAGAAAGAAGGUAGCCAAAAGGCGUUAAAAAGUGCUGAGGAGAUGUAUGAAGAAAUGAUGCAUAAAACACACAAAUACAAAGCUUUUCCAGCUGCAAAUGAACGAGAUGAAGUAUUUGAAAAAGAGCCUUUGUAUGGUGGAAUGCUAAUAGAGGAUUAUAUUUAUGAAUCUUUAGUAGAAGACACGUACAAUGGAUCUGUAGAUGGCAGCCUGCUAACAAGGCAAGAAGAAGAAAAUGGAUUUAUGCAGCAGAGAGGAAGAGAGCAAAAGAUAAGACUUUCAGAACAAAUUUAUGAAGAUCCUAUGCAGAAAAUUACAGACCUCCAGAAAGAGUUUUAUGAGUUAGAAAGCUUACAUUCUGUUGUGCCUCAGGAAGAUAUUGUUUCAAGCUCUUUUAUCAUCCCAGAAAGCCAUGAGAUAGUGGACCUGGGUACUAUGGUAACUUCUACAGGAGAAGAAAAGAAACUACUAGAUGCUGAUGCUGCCUAUGAAGAACUUAUGAAGAGGCAACAGAUGGAGUUAACACCUGGAUCUAGCCCAACCCAGGCCCCCAUCGGUGAGGAUGUGACAGAGUCCACCAUGGACUUUGACAGAAUGCCUGAUGCAUCUUUGACAUCAAGUGUUCUCUCAGGAGCAUCUCUUACAGAUUCGACCAGCAGUGCAACACUGUCUAUCCCAGAUGUUAAAAUAACCCAACAUUUUUCAACAGAAGAAAUUGAGGAUGAAUACGUAACUGAUUAUACAAGAGAAAUUCAAGAGAUAAUUGCCCAUGAAUCGCUGAUUUUGACCUACUCGGAGCCUUCAGAAAGUGCUACAUCUGUCCCACCCUCUGACACACCUUCUCUCACGUCAUCUGUUUCCUCGGUCUGUACCACAGAUAGCUCUUCACCCAUUACUACCCUGGAUAGCAUAACCACAGUUUAUACAGAACCAGUGGACAUGAUAACUAAAUUUGAGGAUUCUGAGGAAAUUUCUUCAUCAACUUAUUUUCCAGGCAGCAUUAUAGACUACCCAGAAGAAAUAAGUGUGUCUUUAGAUCGGACUACCAUAUCAGAUGGUAGAGCUAGUGCUGAUCAUAUUAUUUCCUUAUCCGAUAUGGCAUCUUCUAUCAUAGAAUCUGUAGCACCUAAACCUGAAGGGCCAGUUGCUGACACUAUUUCUACUGACUUAUCUAUAGCUGAAAAGGACCCAGUAAAGAAAGCCAAGAAGGAAACUGGGAAUGGAAUCAUUCUGGAAGUUUUGGAAGCUUACAGAGAUAAAAAGGAGUUGGAGGCCGAACUAACAAAAAGUAACUUCUCUGAAACUGUGUUUGAUCACCCACCUUCUUCUGUAAUAACCCUUCCAAUGAAAGAGCAGCUUUCAACUACGUACUUUACAUCUGGAGAGACCUUUGGUCAGGAGAAACCUGCGUCUCAGUUACCAUCUGGCAGUCCUUCUGUUUCCUCUCUUCCAACUAAACCUCGCCCAUUCUUUAGAAGUUCUUCUUUGGACGUAUCAGCUCAACCUCCUCCCCCUCCUCCCCCUCCCCCUCCUCCUCCUCCUCCACCACCACCACCUCCUCCCCCACCACUUCCUCCACCAACUUUACCUAAACCAACUAUUCUUCCUAAAAAAAAGUUAACAGUUACAGCUCCAGUGACUACAGCUACACCUCUGUUUGAUGCUGUUACUACUGUAGAGACCACAGCUGUUCUGAGAAGUAAUGGAUUACCUGUUACAAGAAUAUAUACCACCGCACCUCCUCCUGUUCCUCCUAAGCCAUCUUCAAUUCCAUCUGGACUUGUAUUUACCCACAGGCCUGAGCCAAGCAAACCUCCAAUCGCCCCCAAACCAGUGAUUCCUCAGCUUCCAGCAACUACACAAAAACCAACAGAUAUACACCCCAAACCAACAGGCCUAUCUUUAACUUCAAGUAUGACCUUAAAUUUAGUGACUUCAGCAGAUUAUAAAUUGCCUUCCCCUACCUCCCCAGUUUCCCCACACUCCAACAAGUCCUCACCAAGAUUUUCCAAAUCCCUCACGGAAACUUAUGUAGUUAUUACAUUGCCAUCUGAACCUGGGACUCCAACAGAUGCUUCUGCUAGUCAAGCAAUUACCAGUUGGCCCUUGGGGUCACCCUCCAAAGAUCUGGUUUCUGUUGAACCUGUGUUUUCUGUAAUUCCUCCUAUGACAGCUGUAGAAGUUCCAAGUUCAUCAGAACAGACCUUCUAUAUCUCUGGAGCUUUACAGACAUUUUCUGCUACCCCUGUCACAGCACCCUCUUCAUUUCAAGCAACUCCCAUGUCAGUUACACAGUUUGUCACUACUGAAGUUUCCAAGACUGAGGUUUCAGCAACCGGAAGUACAGCUCCUAGUGUUGGUCUCAGCAGCAUUUCCAUAACAAUUCCUCCAGAGCCUCUUGCUCUAGAUAACCUACAUUUAGAGAAGCCUCAGUAUAAAGAAGAUGGAAAAUUGCAACUUGUUGGUGAUGUAAUUGAUUUGCGUACAGUACCAAAGGUAGAAGUUGAAACAACUGAUAAAUGUAUUGAUCUUUCUGCUUCUACAAUGGAUGUGAAAAGGCAGAUCACAACAAAUGAAGUUUAUGGGAAACAAAUUAGUGCUGUCCAACCCUCUAUUAUAAAUCUUAGUGUAACAUCAUCAAUAGUGACUCCUGUAUCUCUGCCCACUGAGACAGUGACCUUUGUCACAUGCACAGCUAGUGCAAGUUACACUACAGGCACAGAAAGUCUAGUGGGUGUAGAACGUGCAAUGACAACACCACUCCAGCUUACAACAUCAAAGCAUGCUGAGCCCCUAUACAGGAUACCAAGUGACCAGGUCUUUCCUAUAGCUAGGGAAGAAGCGCCAAUAAACUUAUCUCUAGGUACUCCAGCACAUGCAAUGACAUUGGCUGUUACAAAACCUGUCACUGUGCCUCCUGUUGGUGUCACAAAUGGAUGGACUGAUAGCACCAUAUCCCAGGGGAUCACUGAUGGGGAAGCAGUGGAUCUCAGUACAACCAAGUCUCAUAGAACAGUCGUAACAAUGGAUGAGUCUACUUCAAGUGUGAUGACCAAAAUAAUAGAAGAUGAUGAAAAACCUGUUGACUUAACAGCAGGGAGAAGAGCUGUGUGCUGUGAUGUGGUUUAUAAAUUACCGUUUGGAAGGAGCUGCACAGCACAGCAGCCUGCAACUACUCUUCCUGAGGAUCGUUUUGGUUAUAGGGAUGACCAUUAUCAGUAUGAUCGAUCAGGGCCAUAUGGUUAUAGAGGGAUUGGGGGAAUGAAGCCUUCCAUGUCUGACACAAAUUUAGCAGAAGCUGGACAUUUUUUCUAUAAAAGUAAGAAUGCUUUUGAUUAUUCUGAAGGAACUGACACAGCAGUAGAUCUGACUUCAGGGAGAGUUACUACAGGUGAGGUAAUGGAUUAUUCAAGCAAGACUACAGGUCCAUAUCCAGAAACACGACAAGUCAUUUCAGGAGUUGGGAUUAGUACCCCACAGUAUUCCACAGCAAGAAUGACACCACCGCCAGGACCCCAGUAUUGUGUGGGGAGUGUUUUGAGGUCAUCUAAUGGUGUUGUCUAUUCUUCAGUAGCAACUCCGACACCCUCUACCUUUGCUAUCACCACACAACCCGGCUCCAUUUUCAGCACCACAGUGAGGGAUUUGUCUGGUAUUCAUACAACUGAUGCAGUGACUUCAUUACCUGCCCUGCACCAUAGCCAGCCAAUGCCUAGAUCGUAUUUUAUAACAACAGGUGCAUCUGAAACGGACAUUGCAGUAACUGGUAUUGAUAUCAGUGCCAGCUUGCAAACUAUUACUAUGGAGUCUCUUACUGCUGAGACAAUAGACUCUGUUCCCACUUUAACCACAGCAUCUGAAGUGUUUCCUGAAGUGGUGGGAGAUGAAAGUGCUCUUUUGAUUGUCCCUGAAGAAGAUAAACAACAGCAGCAGCUAGACUUGGAGCGUGAGCUCCUGGAGCUGGAGAAAAUUAAGCAACAGCGCUUUGCUGAGGAAUUGGAGUGGGAACGUCAGGAAAUUCAAAGAUUCCGAGAACAAGAAAAGAUCAUGGUUCAGAAAAAGUUGGAGGAGCUGCAGUCUAUGAAGCAACACCUUCUCUAUCAGCAAGAAGAAGAGCGGCAAGCCCAGUUCAUGAUGAGGCAGGAGACGUUAGCUCAGCAACAGUUACAGCUUGAGCAGAUCCAACAGCUGCAACAACAGCUUCACCAGCAGCUGGAGGAGCAAAAGAUUCGGCAGAUCUACCAGUAUAACUAUGACCCUUCUGGAACUGCUUCUCCACAAACCACUACAGAGCAGGCAAUUUUGGAAGGUCAGUAUGCUGCCCCAGAAGGCAGUCAAUUUUGGGCAACUGAAGAUGCAACCACUACAGCUUCAGCUGUUGUGGCAAUUGAAAUACCACAAAGCCAAGGAUGGUACACCGUUCAGUCUGAUGGUGUUACUCAGUACAUUGCCCCACCUGGUAUCCUGAGCACUGUUUCAGAAAUACCUCUAACAGAUGUUGUUGUAAAAGAGGAAAAACAGCCCAAAAAGAGAAGUUCUGGAGCUAAAGUCCGAGGACAGUAUGAUGAAAUGGGAGAAAAUAUGGCAGAUGAUCCCCGAAGUUUUAAAAAGAUAGUGGACAGUGGUGUACAAACGGAUGACGAAGAUGCCACAGAUCGGAGCUAUGUGAGUAGGAGAAGGAGAACUAAAAAGAGUGUGGAUACAAGCGUCCAAACUGAUGAUGAAGAUCAGGAUGAGUGGGAUGUGCCUACUAGAUCAAGGAGGAAAGCUCGUGUAGGGAAAUAUGGUGACAGCAUGACAGAGGCUGACAAGACCAAACCCCUUUCCAAAGUCUCCAGCAUAGCAGUUCAAACGGUAGCAGAGAUAUCUGUGCAAACUGAACCAGUUGGAACCAUAAGAACACCCUCCAUACGGGCACGAGUGGAUGCCAAGGUAGAAAUAAUUAAACACAUUUCAGCACCUGAAAAGACUUACAAAGGGGGCAGUUUAGGAUGUCAAACAGAAGCAGAUUCAGACACACAAAGUCCUCAAUACCUGAGUGCCACAUCUCCACCCAAAGACAAGAAACGCCCAACACCUUUAGAGAUUGGUUAUUCAUCUCACCUCCGGGCAGAUUCCACAGUACAGCUGGCUCCUUCCCCACCCAAAUCCCCCAAAGUCCUUUAUUCACCCAUCUCACCACUUUCACCAGGCAAAGCCUUAGAAUCAGCCUUUGUACCUUAUGAAAAACCCCUCCCUGAUGAUAUAAGUCCACAGAAAGUACUGCAUCCAGAUAUGGCUAAAGUUCCCCCAGCAAGUCCUAAGGCAGCCAAGAUGAUGCAGCGUUCUAUGUCUGACCCCAAGCCUCUGAGUCCAACAGCAGACGAAAGUUCCAGGGCUCCUUUUCAGUAUACCGAGGGCUAUACGACUAAAGGUUCUCAAACCAUGACACCCUCUGGAGCCCAGAAAAAAGUUAAAAGAACUCUGCCAAAUCCACCUCCUGAGGAGAUUUCCACAGGAACUCAAUCCACAUUCAGCACAAUGGGCACAGUUUCCAGGAGAAGGAUCUGCAGAACCAACACAAUGGCACGAGCCAAGAUUCUCCAGGACAUAGACAGAGAGCUUGAUCUUGUGGAAAGAGAAUCUGCAAAGCUUAGAAAGAAACAAGCAGAGCUUGAUGAAGAAGAAAAGGAGAUUGAUGCCAAGCUACGAUACCUGGAAAUGGGAAUUAACAGGAGGAAAGAGGCAUUAUUAAAGGAGAGAGAAAAGAGAGAACGAGCCUACCUCCAGGGAGUAGCUGAGGAUCGUGAUUACAUGUCUGAUAGUGAAGUAAGUAGCACAAGACCAGCUCGAAUAGAAAGUCAGCAUGGCAUUGAGCGACCAAGAACUGCUCCCCAAACUGAAUUCAGCCAGUUUAUACCACCACAAACCCAAACAGAAUCUCAACUAGUUCCUCCAACAAGUCCUUACACACAAUACCAAUACUCUUCCCCUGCUCUUCCUACCCAAGCACCCACCUCAUACACCCAACAAUCUCAUUUUCAGCAACAAACUUUGUACCAUCAGCAAGUUUCACCUUAUCAGACUCAGCCAACAUUCCAAGCUGUGGCAACAAUGUCCUUCACACCUCAAGCUCAACCUACGCCAACCCCACAGCCUUCUUAUCAGUUACCUUCACAGAUGAUGGUGAUACAACAGAAGCCACGGCAAACUACAUUAUAUUUGGAGCCCAAGAUAACCUCAAACUACGAAGUGAUUCGCAACCAACCACUUAUGAUAGCACCUGUUUCUACUGAUAACACAUAUGCUGUUUCCCAUCUUGGUAGUAAGUACAAUAGUUUAGACUUGAGAAUAGGUUUGGAGGAAAGAAGUAGCAUGGCAAGCAGUCCAAUAUCAACCAUAUCCGCAGAUUCUUUCUAUGCAGAUAUUGAUCACCAUACUCCACGAAAUUAUGUCCUAAUUGACGACAUUGGAGAGAUCACCAAAGGAACAGCAGCGUUAAGCACCGCAUUUAGCCUUCAUGAAAAGGAUCUGUCAAAAACAGACCGUCUCCUUCGAACCACUGAGACACGCCGGUCUCAAGAAGUGACAGAUUUCCUAGCACCUUUACAGUCUUCCUCUAGAUUGCAUAGUUAUGUGAAGGCGGAGGAAGACCCAAUGGAGGAUCCUUAUGAGUUAAAGCUUCUGAAACAUCAGAUUAAACAGGAAUUUCGUAGAGGGACAGAGAGCUUAGAUCACCUUGCUGGUCUUUCUCAUUAUUACCAUGCUGAUACUAGCUAUAGACAUUUUCCAAAAUCUGAGAAGUAUAGCAUCAGUAGACUCACACUUGAAAAACAAGCAGCAAAACAACUGCCAGCAGCCAUACUUUAUCAAAAGCAGUCAAAGCAUAAGAAAUCACUAAUUGACCCUAAAAUGUCAAAAUUUUCACCUAUUCAAGAAAGUAGAGACCUUGAACCUGAUUAUUCAAGCUAUAUGACUUCUAGCACUUCAUCUAUUGGUGGCAUUUCCUCCAGGGCAAGGCUUCUUCAAGAUGACAUCACUUUUGGCCUCAGAAAAAAUAUUACAGACCAACAAAAAUUUAUGGGAUCCUCUCUUGGCACAGGACUGGGCACAUUAGGAAAUACCAUACGCUCCGCUUUGCAGGAUGAAGCAGAUAAGCCAUACAGUAGUGGCAGCAGGUCCAGACCUUCCUCCAGACCUUCCUCUGUCUAUGGGCUUGAUUUAUCAAUUAAAAGGGAUUCUUCUAGCUCUUCCCUAAGACUGAAAGCUCAAGAGGCUGAAGCUCUAGAUGUUUCAUUUAGUCACGCAUCAUCCUCUGCCAGAACUAAGCCGACCAGUUUGCCAAUUAGUCAAAGUAGAGGAAGAAUACCAAUUGUGGCCCAGAAUUCUGAAGAAGAAAGCCCACUCAGUCCUGUUGGCCAGCCAAUGGGAAUGGCCAGGGCUGCAGCUGGACCCCUGCCACCAAUAUCUGCAGACACCAGGGAUCAGUUUGGAUCAAGCCACUCAUUGCCUGAAGUUCAGCAACACAUGAGGGAAGAAUCACGGACUCGAGGCUAUGACCGUGACAUAGCCUUCAUCAUGGAUGACUUCCAACAUGCCAUGUCAGACAGUGAAGCCUAUCAUCUGCGUCGUGAGGAAACAGAUUGGUUUGAUAAACCCAGGGAGUCUCGUCUGGAAAAUGGACAUGGUCUGGACCGAAAACUGCCAGAAAGAUUGGUCCACUCUAGACCACUCAGCCAGCAUCAAGAACAAAUCAUACAGAUGAACGGGAAAACUAUGCACUACAUCUUUCCUCACGCAAGGAUAAAAAUAACAAGAGACUCAAAGGAUCACACAGUUUCAGGUAAUGGAUUAGGAAUUAGAAUUGUGGGUGGUAAAGAAAUCCCUGGACAUAGUGGAGAAAUUGGAGCCUACAUUGCCAAGAUUCUUCCUGGGGGAAGUGCGGAACAGACAGGGAAACUUAUGGAAGGGAUGCAAGUAUUGGAAUGGAAUGGAAUUCCCUUGACUUCUAAAACAUAUGAAGAAGUUCAGAGUAUCAUUAGUCAGCAAAGUGGGGAAGCAGAAAUAUGUGUAAGACUGGACCUCAAUAUGCUAUCAGAUUCUGAAAAUCCCCAGCAUCUGGAACUUCAUGAGCCACCAAAAGCUGUGGAUAAGGCGAAAUCCCCAGGAGUUGAUCCUAAGCAGUUGGCAGCAGAACUCCAGAAGGUUUCACUACAGCAGUCACCGCUGGUUCUGUCAUCGGUUGUUGAAAAAGGAUCUCAUGUUCAUUCAGGUCCUACAUCAGCAGGAUCCAGUUCUGUUCCCAGCCCUGGGCAACCAGGGUCCCCCUCAGUGAGCAAAAAGAAGCACAGCAGCAGCAAGCCUACCGAUGCAACAAAGGUUGUCUCUCAUCCAAUUACGGGAGAAAUUCAGCUUCAAAUUAACUAUGAUCUUGGAAAUCUCAUAAUACAUAUUCUCCAAGCAAGAAAUCUUGUUCCUCGAGACAACAAUGGUUAUUCUGACCCUUUUGUGAAAGUGUACCUUCUUCCAGGGAGAGGUCAAGUCAUGGUUGUCCAGAAUGCAAGUGCUGAGUACAAGAGAAGGACUAAAUAUGUCCAGAAAAGUCUUAAUCCUGAGUGGAAUCAAACAGUAAUUUAUAAAAGUAUUUCCAUGGAACAGCUCAAGAAGAAAACACUGGAGGUGACAGUUUGGGAUUAUGAUAGAUUUUCAUCCAACGACUUCCUUGGGGAGGUAUUGAUUGAUUUAUCUAGCACAUCUCACCUCGAUAACACUCCAAGGUGGUAUCCUCUCAAAGAACAGACUGAAAGCAUUGAUCAUGGCAAGUCGCAUUCCAGUCAGAGCAGCCAGCAGUCCCCAAAGCCAUCUGUUAUCAAAAGCAGAAGCCAUGGUAUCUUCCCUGACCCAUCAAAGGACAUGCAGGUUCCCACCAUUGAGAAAUCCCAUAGUAGUCCUGGUAGCUCAAAAUCAUCAUCAGAAGGCCAUCUCCGUUCUCAUGGACCAUCUCGCAGUCAAAGCAAAACCAGCGUCACUCAGACCCACCUGGAAGAUGCAGGGGCUGCCAUAGCUGCUGCCGAAGCUGCCGUGCAACAACUCCGCAUUCAACCAACAAAGCCUCCCAAUCACCGGCCUGCAGAAAGCUCUGUGUCCACCGGCUCCUCGGGCAGCAGCUUUGGCAGUGGGUAUAGCGUGGACAGUGAAGGAAGCAGCAGCACUGCAGGGGACACUAAUCUAUUUCCUAUUCCAAGGAUAGGGAAGAUGGGACAGAAUGGACAAGAGCCUGUAAAACAGCCAGGGGUAGGAGUAGGACUAGCAGACACUGAAGCUAAAACUCAGGUAAUGGGAGAAAUCAAGAUUGCAUUGAAGAAGGAAAUGAAGACAGAUGGUGAACAACUAAUAGUUGAAAUUCUCCAAUGCAGAAAUAUUACAUACAAAUUUAAGUCUCCCGAUCAUCUACCAGAUUUAUAUGUGAAAAUAUAUGUGAUGAAUAUUUCUACCCAAAAAAAGGUGAUCAAGAAAAAAACAAGAGUAUGCAGACAUGAUCGAGAGCCUUCAUUCAAUGAAACUUUUCGAUUCAGUCUAAGUCCUGCAGGACAUUCUCUUCAGAUUUUACUUUUCUCCAAUGGAGGGAAGUUUAUGAAAAAGACCUUGAUUGGUGAAGCCUGUAUCUGGCUUGACAAAGUGGAUCUCAGAAAAAGAAUAGUCAAUUGGCACAAACUUUUGGUCAGUCCUACUCAAACUCAUUGAAGAAACACGUCUUCUCAGGGUAUAGAAACUGCUCUAAAUAGCCUCACAUCAAGACUACAGUUGGAAACUAAGCUAAGUUUUGAGAGGCAAACGUAAGAAUGGGAACAACAGGCAAAAACAUGCUUAAUACCUUGUACAUUUAUUGUUGUGUAUGUAUCACACAAAGAUAUUCAAUUGAAAAAGUUCACAUAUUGAAAACAAAAAGGAAUGGAGUACUGAGACCUUGAAUUUCCCAGGCUGUGAAGAGAAACUGUGAAACAAAUUUUGAUUACUUAAGGCAAAAAGCUUUGAACAGAGUUGAGCUAUAACUUAAGACAGAGGCUUAAAGAUUAAUGUGGUUUCCAUGUAGCACAAAGGUAAUUCUUUAUGCAAAGAAGCCUUGGUUGAAAGGAAAGAACUGAUUUAACAAAUCUCAGUUUUCAAAACUUCAAAAAUCUUCCUUCAUCAUCUUCUAUUCAGACAACCAGAUGCUUUCAGAUUCGGACAUAAGAUAUACCUACAAUAUGUGUCCAGGACUGGAAGUGAGGUGGCUAUGUUCUUAGGGAAAAUGGAAUAGGAGAUGUACAAAUUAUGCCUUUUAGGCCAUAUCUUACCAGUUUUCUGUGUGUCUAAAUGUUACAAGGGUAUACAACACUGACUUUGGAAUCCAUGUGGUAAAAGCACAUUUGUUUCAGUGUAACUUGAAAUAAUGUAGAGUGAAGAUAAUACUAGGUAAAAAUAAAAUUGAAUUUAUCUAGAAAUAAAACUGUGACUGGCUAACAAAGAAGAAUGAUGUCCCAUAAAAUACUGGAAUUUUGGUUGAAACCAUCAAAAUCUUCAUAAUUUACCAUUAAGCCAAGACAUCUUCAAUCUAUGUACCAAAGGACCUAGAGUAAACUGAUAUGUUCUAGGAAGCAUGAUAACUUACUCUUUGUGAAACUGCAAAUAAAUAUAUUAUCCUGCACAUUUCCUUUCUCUUGCGUGAUGCAUUGACAGAGAAAGAAAAUUCUUUCUCUGGCAAAUGAACUAUAUUAAUCUUGUGAUACUGAUUAAUUAAAUGGAUAUCAUUUCCUCAUUUCAUAAUAUUUUACCCUUUUUUUCUUAAUGAGUAAUUCAUUUACUGAUUGUAUCAUGAAAACAUGACACUAAACGAGUUCUUUCUAGUGCUCUAUUUUCUUAUUUUAGUGACAAUAUCACAGUAAUCAGGUUCAUCAAUGUUGGGAAAAUAUGUGAAAAGUCAACACUUACCGGAGAUUAAAAUAUACUUUGAGCUAUUUUAAUAAUAACGAAUAAAACAACUAAUGUCCAAGUCUUAAAAUCAAGCACCCUCUUCUCUAUUAGCAUUAUUAAUUAAGGAAGUAAUGUGAAAGUUGUGGAAAACACGCUCAGCAGGGAAUAAAAGCCUGUCUUCUGGUCUUAGUUCUGCCACUGACUAUGUCACCUUGCACAUGUCACUUAAACUCACUUUACCCCAGUUUUCUUAUCUGUAGGAUAAAAAUAAUUAUAUAUCCUUAACCUUCCAAAUGAGAUGUUGUGAUGAUAAAUCAAUGAUCCAUGAGAGAUGAAAGCACAUUUCCAAAUAUAGUUUUAUACACAGAAGUGAGGAAUAAUUAUUACAUAGCUUUUUAAUUCUCAAAUUUUAUAUGUGGAAACCAUCAUCUAAACCAAUGGCAAGGAUUGACAUGGAUAAAAGCAGUAAAUUAGCUGCAAAACUUAUUUUUUAUUUAAAAUAUAAACUUUAACCUGAAUAAAGGUGAAGAAUUACAUGAAAAAGAUUUGCAAAUUUUGUUAUCCUCAAUUAAAUGAAUAAUGCUGGUCUUACCCAAUUCCUACAUUCUACCCAAAAUAAAUAAAUCAAAUUGCUUCUCAGAGCAUUCUGAGCUUAAAACUUUCUGCUUUAUUUAAUGGUGAAGUGUUAGUGGGAUUAGAGAAACCCAUCUCUAGAUAUUGGUUGGAUAUUGAAUUUUCUCAUUUUUAAAGAAAUAAGUUAUAUAUAUAUAAGCUUAUAUAUAUAAAACUUCAGAAUAUAAAUUCACUCUUCUGCAAACUGAGAAAGAUAACCAUAACUUUUCUUCCCUCUAUUUUUUAAUCCCCCUCCACUGACAGUACAAUGUCAUUUACCAUUGACAUUGCUCUAAAAUGAGCAUGGGAGAGUGGAAUCAUCAAAAACAUUAUAUUGCUAGUAUUUUAUUUUUAGAAACUAUUAGAUCUGCUGAUGGUUGCCAUGGAUAUUUCCAGCAGAAACUAGCACUUGAAGAAGCCUAUAAUCAUCACUCAUAAUUGGGGAAGAAAAGGUCCAAGAAGAUCUCCUUCUGACAUAAAAAGGCUCUGAUAUUUGCCCUUAAAAGAAAACCCUGACUCAUCUCUGAUCCUCUUUUGCAGCCACUCAUAUCCAGAGGUAUGCAUGAGAGUUUGUAUAACCAGUUAGUUUUCUUCAUUCCAGUUGCAAUUUCUUUUAGAAUAAUAUAAAUGGAGAGAUCACCAAAAAAAAAAGAUUAUCUCUUUGGUAGCUAUUUAACCUGAAAGAGUAGGAGUCCUUCCAUUAUAGAAGCCCCUCCGUUCCAAGGAACUAGUGAUGGGGCUAGGUCAAUCAGCAGAGCUGACAACAGGGCUUAUUUUUGUGCACCAGCAUUCCCCUUCAGAGAGCAUAAGAUCCUGCCAGUGUGCCAAGUUUGAAGCUGACCAAACUUCUAGGUUGUACUGGAAUUAUUCUAUGCAACACUGAUCCUUAUAUGAAUGCGUUUCUUCUGAAUGAUGUCGAUUACCCUUCUUACAACAAAACUGUUUCUUUUUUAUUGCAAAUAGGGCUCUUGGUGUUUUUUACUUUUUUGUACAUAUCACAGUACAUGAUUUUUCACUCUUUAGUUUAUUUCAUUUUAUUGGAACUAACUUUUUUUUAUUCUAAUACUGACAGAGUUUGUAAUCUCUAUAUAAUACGUAAUUACUCCAAUUACAGCACUUUUACCUUGAAGAGCAUCUCAAUUUUUCCCACAAUUUCAUUGAGUCAUCAGAGACUGAUGUUGCUUCUUGGUUUAAAAAUUGGUCCUAAGGAAACUUUCAGCUGUAGAAACAAAAGCACAGAGUGAAUUUUUACAAAAGACAGGGAAUAUAGAAUAGUCAUUACAGACACAAAUAACCCUAGUAGCAAGAAGUUGGUGUUUUCCCUGUUUUUACUUAAGAUUAAGGAGAUUUUUGGUGACUCUGAACUCUUUAUUUAUAUUUCAGUUUAAAAUAUCAAGACUAAGGGGCAUCAAUUGUCUUUAUUCCUUAAUAAUGCCCAUAUUUUAACAAAUUACACUAAUUAAAUGCAUAUUUUCAGCAUACCAGUGGAAUUAAUUUUGUGGAUCACACACAUUUAAAUAGUCAUAUUGUGGGAAUAUUAUAGCUGGUAACCAGCUGAUAUUGAUUCUUAUUAUAGGAACGACUGUAAUGAUAGUGGUGGUAGCAGUAGUGAUAUUAGCGGUGGUGGUGAUGUGAAGUAAAAUAAAAUUAUAUAUUAUAUUGUGCCCAAUUUAUUAGAAAUUAUUUGAUCAAUGCUUCAUUUCAUCAAAAUGUCAUAAAGAUGUUUAUAGUAUUUUUUUACUUUAUUAUUUAAAUCAUAACAAUAUUUUUAAAAACUUAUUUUCAUUGCUACAAUGUCAAAUAUUCCAAAAUCAGCCAACUACAGCUAUAUAUGUGCUAUGUGUGACAGAAGUGAUCUUCCUUCCCUCUUUUUGAGCUUGAAAUGAAAGUGAAAGAAGACUCAAUGAAUAAUUAUGAGCUAUUUAUUUAAUAAUUACUUACCUUGGGUGUAAUACAAUAAUGAAUGAGUGAAACAAAUAUUCUCAUUGAAUAUGAUACAGUGCUGUUUUCUGUAUGUUUCAUGUUCUAUUAUUAAAGGUAUCCAUUAAGCCAAAAUUAUUUAAUCAAAUUCUUUAUCUGAUAGGUAGAUUGAGAGCAUUUUCUUAAUUCAUUACCUUGUACAUAAGUAUACAUUUGGUAAAGUAGACCAAGUUGAAAUGUUCAUUUCAUUUGGCAUUCAGCAUGUGAAUAUGAUUAUUGUUUGAUUGUGUCUGUAUAUUUGUUAGGUGACGUGCUCAGGUGCUCCCACUACUGAUUAAUGUGUGUGCUAAUAUCCUAACAACACAUAUGAAGUUUAAGAAAAAAUUUUCUUGUCUGAAAACAUAAACACCUUAAUAAAACUGAUUUUGAAAUAAAAACUAAAGUACUUGAAGAUAUGUCUUGUUUCUGACUAUAUGUUGCAUGCCAUGUUGGUGAUUUGCUAAUGUGUUUUUUUGUUUGUUUUACCCAAAUCCCUUUGGAAAAUCUAAUAGACAAAUGCAAAUUCUUGGACUAAGGACUGUAAAAAUUGACCUGAAAAUAACAUGAGAGUUGUAUUUAAAAAAAAAAAAAAAUGCUUGUAAAUCCAUCUUGAGUUUUACUCUAUGUAAAAAUAUGUCUUGGUUUUGUGAUUGUAUACAAGAUGUAUCUUGAUAACUUAUGUAAAUUGUGCCGUAUAAAGGCUGUUGCCUCAGCCUUACUAAUAAAUAUUGAAAAUA
Molecule: messenger RNA, 20309 nt
Organism: Chlorocebus sabaeus (green monkey)
Lineage: Eukaryota; Metazoa; Chordata; Mammalia; Primates; Cercopithecidae
Gene: PCLO
Product: piccolo presynaptic cytomatrix protein
Biological process (GO): presynaptic active zone assembly; protein localization to synapse
Cellular component (GO): glutamatergic synapse; cytoskeleton of presynaptic active zone; GABA-ergic synapse
Molecular function (GO): protein binding; structural constituent of presynaptic active zone; metal ion binding
Source: RefSeq, a predicted model, not a curated record